Molecule: messenger RNA, 5623 nt
Organism: Pecten maximus
Lineage: Eukaryota; Metazoa; Mollusca; Bivalvia; Pectinida; Pectinidae
Exons: 2
Coding region: 947-5341 (1464 amino acids)
Biological process (GO): DNA integration
Molecular function (GO): nucleic acid binding; zinc ion binding
Source: RefSeq, a predicted model, not a curated record
ACGAGAUGAGGGACGAUCGGUAAGGCACGCUCUGGACGGAGGAUCGUUCGAGGUAUUGGAGACAUUGUUAUAUUUGUCUCAUAUGAGUGAAAGCACAGAAAGCUGACUGUGCUUUCUACCGUGGAUUAUCAAGGGAACUGGGUGAGAUGGACCAGCCAACACAGUAACAGUUUUGAUCAUGACAGGGUCAUCUACAUGUGAUAGUCAGUGGCGGUAUAACCCAGCCUUGUUUCCCGGUGAUGCAGUUGACUCAUAUAAGUCAGUGGUCAACAGUUCGACCUACAUGUAUACCUGUGUGGUUUCCAUGUGGCAGUGAUGAUGAUUCCGAUAUCAGCUGAUUGUUGCGUUAACACUGAAGUGUUAUGAGAUACUGAAGUAUCUACAUCUACACUCAUAGCUGGCUACUCAUGUGACGUGAUAAGGACAGAGGACCAGAGGAGUUGAUUGGAAGGGAAGAGGACAGAACUUUCGAAAGACUGUAUAUAUCUUUAUGUGUAGUGUGAGUGGGAGUGUGUGUGCUUUUUGUAUAUAUAAUAGUCUUAUAAAUACUGUAAAUAAAUAUGUAUAUACUGUAUAGAAUGCUUUAUUGUGUUAUCAAUACUGGGUAUGGCUGUGCCGCUCUGACCACAGUUACAAUUUGGUGGCAGCGGUGGGAUGACUGGUGCUAGUCUGCUCGGUUGAUUUCAUGAUUUACAUUCUGUCAGUAGAUGCUGGAAAGGUUUUCCACAGGUUACAUGUAGUUAGGAUUAGGUUCCCCAUUUCUUUCACAGCAGUCUGGAUACUGUGUGGAAAGUGGUAUAGGUGAGCAAGUGAGUAACACUAUUCUGAGACGGGGGAAAAGGCCUGUACAAGUAUUCGAGGAUUUGGGGUGAGUACCUAAGAAAUUGUGUUAGUCAUAAUUAUUCAUUGUUUUGUUAUAUGUUCUUUGUUUUACAUAGCUUACAUCAUGUCGACACGCGAGGAAUUGAUUUUGUAUGGUAAGGAGCUUGGUUUACAGGGUCAGGAAUUACGCCAGUUCGUAUCUGAGGAACAAGCCAAGGCCAGACAUGAAAGAGAAGAAGAUAGAAGGGUUAGGCUACAAGAGCUUGAAGAGAAAGAGAAGGAGCGUCUUUUCCAGAAGGAGAUGCUGAUGGAAAAAGCAAAGCUAGAGAGGGAGAGCGAAGCGAGGGCAAUUGAAGAACAUAAGAGGCAGAUGGAAUUGCAAGCUUCCCAGUCAAAACCAACGGUGCGAGAUGGAACAGCAUUUCGGGGUCCUAAGCUGCCCGCAUUCGAAGAGGGUAAAGACAACAUGGAUGCCUAUUUGCAGCGUUUCGAGAGAUAUGCGACCGCUCAGAAGUGGGACUCGGCUAGUUGGGGAGGAAAUCUUAGUGCUCUACUGAAGGGGAAGGCACUCGAUGUUUUUUCUCGACUUCCAGUGGAACAGGCACUUAAGUAUGAGGAGCUUAAGAAGGCUUUGCUCAGGCGCUUUGAGAAGACAGAGGAAGGUUUUAGGAAGGCAUUUCAUUCUGCAAGACCAGAAAGCGGGGAGACCUUUUCUCAGUUCUCUUUGAGACUGGAGAAUUACUUUGAGAGAUGGGUAGAGAUGACAGGGACUCAAAAGACCUAUGAAGGCGUAAUGGAUCUAGUUAUCAGAGAUCAAUUCAUUUAUUGUUGUGGGAGAGAUCUGGCGUUAUUCUUGAAGGAAAGAAUUCCGAAGACGUUGGAAGAGACGGCCAAGCUCGCGGACCAGUUUGCUGAUGCCAGGGGUAGUAGGAGUAACCUAAUGACUACAAGGACGACCAAGCAUGCUGAUAGCAAACCACAACAGAACAACAGUCCACACACAGGAGACAACUCUCGUGGGAAGUCGUCACUGCCAUUAAAGGAGAGGAAGUGUUAUUCUUGUGGAAAACCAGGUCAUUUGUCGUACGAGUGUCGGGGUAAGAAGUCAUCUAACGUUGCUGCUGUAGUAGGGGAGAUUGGCUCGGAGGAUAUUGGUAGACGCAAACACUUGUCAACAAGAGGACGAGGGAGUAGAUCUACUAGAAGUAGAAGUAAAAGAAGAUGCAGUGAAGGUACUCGGGUACAGGCAUCAUCUCCUUCAGUUGAUAGAAGUCCUCCCACUCUCAGUGAGUCAUGCAACAUAAAGAUGGCUGGAGACAGAGGCAUGCCGAUAGCAAGUGGAUAUGUUGGCGACCAUUUUGUUACGGUGUUAAGGGAUAGCGGUUGUAGCGGUGUUGUCGUGAGGAAGGAUUUGGUGGACCCUUCUAGGAUUUCUGACCGGCAGCAGGUGUGUUCGCUUGCAGAUGGAUCCAGGAUACAGGUGCCUGUGGCUGAGUUAGAAAUUGACACACCCUAUUUUAGAGGAACAACUGAUGCCUGGGUAUUGGAGACACCCCUGUACGACCUGAUAAUUGGUAAUGUACACGGUGCGAGACCCCCCAACCAUCCUGACAACGAUUGGCAAAGCGAGAAUGGAAGAAUACAGGCUGUAGAGACGAGAUCUCAGAAGAAAAGGAAUCAGAAUGGAUAUCGUGCACUACAGGUGAAGGAAGUUACUGACAUUGGGACCAUGGACGAGAUUAAGGAGGAACAGAAGGUGGACCCUACUUUGUCAAGAUUUAGGGAUAUGGCUAAGUUAGACGACCAGCAUGAACGACAAGAUGGCGGAGUUUCGGUAAUAUUCUACCAUAAGGGUUUGCUUUACCGGAAAUUUCGGAGUCCAAAGGUAGCCAAUGGUAAGGAGUUUCGGCAGUUAGUAGUUCCCAGGAAAUUUCGACAGGCAGUGUUGGACCUUGCACAUGCAUCCAUCAUGGCGGGACAUCAAGGAGUCAAGAGGACAACAGCACGUGUUCUCUCGGAAUUCUUCUGGCCCGGCGUCCAAGCAGAUGUGACAAGGUAUUGCAGGUCAUGCGAUAUAUGCCAGCGAACUAUUUCUAAGGGAAGGGUUCCUGUCGCGCCACUGGGGAACAUGCCGCUGAUUGAUACGCCAUUCAAGAGGGUUGCAGUGGAUUUGAUUGGACCAAUUCAACCAGCAACAUAUAGGGGAAACAGAUAUAUUUUGACGGUAGUAGACUACGCGACAAGAUAUCCAGAGGCUGUAGCGCUACGUGGCAUAGAGACGGAGCAAGUAGCAGAAGCGUUGGUUGACAUAUUUAGUAGGGUUGGAGUUCCAGCUGAGAUGCUCUCGGACCAAGGGGCGCAGUUCACUUCUGGUGUCAUGCGUGAAGUUGCCCGGCUGCUGUCAAUGAAGCAAUUGACAACGACCCCUUACCAUCCCAUGUGCAAUGGGUUGGUUGAGAGAUUCAAUGGUACGCUUAAGCAGAUGCUUAGGAGGAUGAGUGCGGAACGACCAAAGGACUGGGACAAGUUCAUCAAUGCAUUGUUAUUUGCCUACCGAGAAGUUCCACAGGAGAGCUUAGGGUUUUCCCCUUUCGAACUAUUGUACGGAAGAUCAGUACGUGGACCAAUGAUGGUUUUGAAGGAAUUGUGGACCAAGAAUGUGCCAGAUGAAGAAGUCAAAUCUACAUAUCAGUAUGUGAUGGAUUUGAGGGAAAGACUGGAGGAAACGUGUCAGUUGGCAAAGGAACAUUUAAAGAUGGCCAAAGGGAAGCAGAAGAAGUACUUCAACAGGAAAUCGAAGGUUAGACAACUGAAAGCAGGAGACAAGGUAUUGGUGUUGUUGCCAACCAAAGCCAAUAAGUUGCUAAUGCAGUGGCGUGGACCAUUUCAAGUAGUUGAGAGAGUUGGACCGUCGGACUAUCGAGUAAAUCGCGAUGGUAAGAUUAAGACACUCCAUGUGAAUCUUCUGAAGAAGUAUGUAGAACCAGAAGUCAAAAGGUCGGAUUCAGAGGUUAGCGGAAUCCUUGGGUGUAUAGCCACAGCGGUUCUUCAUGAGGACGAAGACGAUUAUGAAGGAAACCCGGAGUUAGAGACACUUCCGUCUAAGACUGGUAAAGAGGGAGUGGAUGAUGUCGUCAUAGCUGAGGAAUUGACGUCAUCACAGUUGGAGGAUGUCAACGAGCUACUACAUUCUUACACAGAUGUACUCACGGACAUGCCUGGCCACACCAACUUGGCUCAACACGACAUUCAUACGACAACAUCAGAACCAGUUCGUGUGAAGCAGUAUCCAUUACCAUACAGCACCAAGGAAGUCAUAAUGGAUGAGGUCAAGAAGAUGAUUGAUAUGAAAAUCAUUGAACCAUCGGAAUCACCCUAUGCCGCACCUGUUGUAAUGGUGAAGAAGAAGGAUGGCAGCAACAGAUUCUGCAUUGACUUCAGGAGGCUAAACCGUGUGACAGUGUUCGAUGCUGAACCAAUGCCAGACACAAACAACAUCUUCGGUCGGCUUGCAGGAGCGCGUUACUUCUCUAAGCUGGAUCUGUCUAAGGGAUAUUGGCAGGUGCCUAUGGCGGAAGAUGCGAAACCAAAGACUGCAUUCAGCACUCCCCAAGGACUGUUCCAAUUUCGGGUAAUGCCGUUUGGAUUAGUUAACGCACCUGCGACGUUUAGCCGCCUUAUGAGGAAACUGUUAGCGGGAAUGGACUGGUUGGAUAAUUUCAUCGACGACAUUCUCAUUUUUACGGAAACAUGGGAACAACAUCUGGAAGUGUUGAAGGAAUUAUUUGGUCGGUUGAGGAAGGCGAGGUUGACGGCACGACCUACGAAGUGUUCGAUUGGUUUCAUGUCUCUACCUUGUCUGGGGUAUGUAGUUGGAGAUAAGCGACUUCGACCAGACCAGGAAAAGAUCAAGGCUAUAGAAGAGGCACCGAAACCAGAAACAAAGAAACAAGUGCGAUCGUUUCUGGGACUAGCGAGCUUUUAUCGGAGAUUCAUACCGAAUUUCUCUGCAAUAGCCAUACCUCUGAGUGACCUGACCAAGAAAGGACUCGCAAAUAAGGUUGAGUGGAACGACAGUCAUGAGAAGGCAUUUGUAACUUUGAAGAUGAUGUUGACCAGCAGUCCUGUUCUGAAGUUACCGGAUCUUACACAGGAGUUUAUUCUCAGGACUGAUGCAUCCGAUACGGGUAUUGGGGCUAUUCUGCUGCAAGAGGAGAACGACAAGCCGAUGCCGGUAGCAUACGCUAGCCGGAAGCUUCUUCCCCGUGAGAAGAAUUACGCCAUUAUUGAGAGAGAGUGCCUAGCUAUCGUUUGGGGCAUACAAAAGUUUGAACCGUACCUGUAUGGACGGGAGUUUGUUUUGGAAACAGACCACCAACCAUUGACGUAUCUGAACCGGACGAGGACAGCUAACGGAAGGCUGAUGAGAUGGGCUUUGAUGUUGCAGCCUUACAGGUUUCGCUUGCGGGCCAUCAAGGGUUGUGACAAUGUUGGAGCGGAUUAUCUCAGCCGGAUGUAGGAACCUAUAUUGGAUAUAGAGUGGGACGUUGCUGUCGUUGGUCCGGGGAGAUCACAGGAAUUCCAGUUGGAAUACGUAUUGUUGGUAUUCUUUAUGUUAUGCGAGGUGGAUAUUUUGUGAAAUUGUGGCAAUUUCAUCUGAAGCGGGAGGAUGUGUCACGCUCGCAUAACUAGAUUGGUAAUUAUGGUAAGUAUUUUGUGGUGUUUCUAUGUGGUAUGUAUGUAGGGUUUGUAUUUAGUGGUGCGCUACCUAUAAGUCGGACCUCUCUGUCAGGUAAGUAUU